Centruroides sculpturatus (bark scorpion) is the source of this 411-nucleotide messenger RNA. Its product is annotated as histidine-rich glycoprotein-like. The record is from RefSeq and is a predicted model, not a curated record. The transcript has 2 exons. Bases 1 to 411 code for a protein of 136 amino acids. NCBI's taxonomy places the organism in Eukaryota, Metazoa, Arthropoda, Arachnida, Scorpiones, Buthidae.
AUGAAGAGAGUUUCUCAGAUUAGCAUAACUUUGUUCGCUUUAUGCAUGCUCAUGGUUGCAUUCCGAGUGGAGAGCGUGCACAAAAGCGAAGGACCUGUGAGUAUUAAAGUAUGGAGAGGACCUAGCGAGCAUUACGGACAUCAUCAUCAUCAUCAUCAUAGCUUCGCACCUUUCGCAUAUUACGUAAAGCAACCAGCCGAUAGCCAUCAUUACGGUCAUCAUCAUGGUCAUCACCACGGUCAUCAUCAAGUACAUCACGGCCAUGGAUACGAAGAUGGUCAUCAUGGUCAUCACGGUGGUCAUCACGGUGGUCAUCAUGGUGGUCAUCAUCCAGAACACCACGUCCAUGAAUAUCAUGAAGGUCAUCAUGGCCACGGACAUGGUCAAGGACACCAUGGUUAUCAUCAUUAA